AUGUCUGCUUCCUUUAUUGGCGCUCGCGCGUUCAACCAUGAACAGCACUCUGAUACAGAGGAGGAGUAUGAUAGACUGCGAGGAUUAGCUAGACACGAGGCCGAACUCCGCGGUUCUUGCUUUGACCGGUCCCGCCAGGCGUACGAGAACGGCGAUGGCCAACGGGCUAAAGAGCUAUCCGAGGAGGGCAAGGAGCAUGGCCGGAAGAUGGAACAGUACAACAAACAAGCCUCGGAGUUCAUCUUCAGAGAGAACAACGCCGAGGGUCGUGUUGCUGCGGACACCAUCGAUUUGCACGGCCAAUUCGUCGAGGAAGCAGAAGAUAUUCUGGAAGAGCGCAUUAAAUAUGCAAGACAGCAUGGACAGGAUCACCUUCAUGUGAUCGUCGGCAAGGGAAACCACUCCGUGAACCACGUCCAGAAGAUCAAACCUCGCGUCGAACAAGUCUGCCGUGAUCUUGGCCUCCAGUAUGCCACUGAAGAGAAUGCGGGGCGGAUAUAUGUUAACCUCACUGGAGGGCCUGCCAACAUGCCACCCCAUUCAUCACAUCCUAACCAGGGCCACAACCAACCUCAUCACGGUCAACCUCAGCAUGGACAGCCUCAGCAUGGACAGCCACACUACGGCCAGCAGCAUCACGGCCAGCCACAUGGUCAACCCCAGCACCAACCUGGCCAUCAAGAGGAAACUCCUGCCGAGAAAAUUGCUCGAAAGGCCCUGCCAAUUAUCCUCAGAAAAUUGGAGAAAGCUUGCUGUAUUGUCAUGUAG
This is a messenger RNA of Nannizzia gypsea CBS 118893, 768 nucleotides long. Its product is annotated as smr domain-containing protein. The record is from RefSeq and is a predicted model, not a curated record. NCBI's taxonomy places the organism in Eukaryota, Fungi, Ascomycota, Eurotiomycetes, Onygenales, Arthrodermataceae. The transcript has 4 exons. The coding region runs from base 1 to 768 and encodes 255 amino acids.